AACAGAAGGUUAAUAAACUUUAAUGUUAUGUAAGCUGUUUUGUGUGGUCCAGCAUAUAAAAAUUUCAGUACAGCAUGCUCAAGUCCAGGGUAUCAACAUGUCAAAAUGGAUAGGAUACGAACACUGACACAAAGGCUCUUUGAAUACAUGAAGCUUCCAAAGUACAGCAACAAAGUUAUUAUUAAUUCGACAGAGUAUUGGUGGGAAUUCUCCCUUUUAAUCCUCUGGGGUCAGUGGUCAGAGUCGGCUCCCCAACAGAGGGGAGGAUGAUACUCUGCUGACACUUUGGUCAGGCAGAGCCAGCUGCUUGAACUGCACAGUUUUAACUGCAUGCAGCUUGAACGUUCGAAGAUUUGUUUCUUUUAUUUGAUCCCACAGGAUAGAGCACUCCUACUACUAAAAAGGAAAGUUCCAUUUAAAACACAAAACAAAAAAAUAAAUAGACAUUCAGUUUGAAACCUCUUUUGGAUAAGGUUGUAUUCCUAUAUUCCCCCCAGUAAGAAGGGCGCAUAUUUGGGGAGAAAGGAUAAAGGGUCAGCCUGGUUGAGCUGUGUCCUAUUAUUAGGCCUGGCUCAGACUCUCAGCGCUCAGCUGUAACCGUACUCCAUCUGUCAAGUCACGUCCUCUUCCUGCUCUCCCCCACACAGUAUCGCUGCAGCCAGGCUAAAGGCACUUCGGUCUGUGCCACCCUACAAGCCAGACAAACAGUAGGAUAGGUGAGUAGCUGCCUUCCCAGACCACCACACGCCAUGGAGGGUCUGGACGUCCAAUCCCAUAUCAAAGAUCGGGUGAUGACUGAGGAGCAGGAGGAUGAUGAACAAAACGGGGAACAAGAUGAAGGAGAAAUGGAGGCCUCUUCUCCUGUUGUCUCCAGCACAGAGGAAGAAACCGAUGAGGAUUCAGAACCGGAGCCCCCGCCUGUUAUCCGAAGGAAGGUGUCGUUCGCAGAUGCAUUUGGCCUCAACCUGGUUUCAGUUAAGGAGUUUGACAAUGCUGAGGUGACAGAACCAGAGCCUAGCUGGUCAAAUGGGAGGAAUAUAGUCAAAUCAACAGAAGAAAUAUAUCUGUCUUGCCUGUUUACUGUCCCCUCAUCCACAGAAGAGUUGGAUCAGAGGCUGUGCGAGCAGAUGGUUGAGCUGGAGAGCAUCGAGCUUCUUCCUGGAACAACAACCCUCCGUGGCAUCAUCCGGGUGGUGAACCUCUGCUACAAUAAAACAGUCUUUGCUCGGGUAACUCUGGAUCGCUGGAGCAGCUACUUUGACCUGCUGGCAGAUUACAUACCAGGGUCCAGCGACAGGAAAACAGACCGGUUCACCUUCAGGUACACUGUGGUUCCUCCGUUUGAGAAAGAAGGAACUAGGGUAGAGUUCUGCCUCCGAUAUGAAACUCCAAUGGGCACUUUCUGGGCUAAUAACAAAGGAAUGAACUAUGUGAUGUUCUGCCAUCAAAAGGCACAAGAAAAGGAAGGCGUGACCCAAACAGAAGAGGAGACCAGCAGCUACAAGAGCAAGAGGAGUUGUCUCAAAGCCAACAGGAAUGGAGACACAGAGAAGUCCAAGGAGAGCAUACACACUAAUAUUGCUGCUGCAGAUGGGGAAUGGACACAUGAAGUAGAAAAGACUUUUGUGGAGACAUCAUUUUAUCACGAAGACCAAAAACCUUGGGUGGAAAGCGUGAAAAGCCGGCGUAGAGCGAUCCGUUUGGCACGUGUGCAGGACUACCUCUGCCAGAGGAAGCAGCAGCAACCAAAGAGAUUUUCAAAUGACUCAGCCUGUGGCCUAAAGGUCUCUCAGCAUGCGUCAGCUGCACGGGGUGACUCUGCCAGCUAUCUCUAUAAAUCCCAAGAGACGCAAUCAAGUGAGAGUCCACAGGUACUUACCUACCAUCAGAUUCCUUUGCUAACAUUGGAUUGGAACAGCCAUACACCAGAACAGCCGGGCACUGCUGAUGACACCUGGACUGGGAGAGAUAAAGAGACUUUGUUAACAGAGUCAGAAGAAAAUACACCAUCUGUUAAUGAUAUGUGGGAGAGUUUUCCUAAAACUACACAUGAUAGCAACACUAAAGAAAACUCUGUGACUGAUGAAUGGCAGGUUUUCCUUAAUGGGCCCAGCUGCAAGCACCACUCUGAUGUCCCAGAGUCAGAGUGGCUCCAGACAGCAGCAUCGGUGCUUCCUUCACAUGAGAAGGAGCCGCAAAUCCAAUAUUCUGAAGAAAGUCAAGAAUUUGAGGAGGGCACAGAUACACCCACCACCUUACAAACCUUAGCUGCGUGUCAGCUGCUGUCAGACACUUGUGAAACGUUGUUGGCUGCCGUUGCCUUGAACACUAAGGAUGAUCAGCCGGCAGCGGCAUGUGUCAGCAGCACAGGAGAUGACAACACAGAGAUGCAAGACCCAUCCCAAAGGUCACAGACAAACUCUGUAACAGACACUCCACAGGAAUUCAACCUCAAGAGGGCACCGCCUCUGUCCGUGGGCAACGUUGACAGUCCAACGGAAUGUCACAGACACAAGGACUGGGAGCAAAACAGCAAAGAAAUAAUAGGAACAGCAGGAAGAGAAGAAGGCGAGCCCCUCGCUUUGCACACAGCUGACUCGGUAACAAGCUCAGGGGAAUCGGAGACAACAGACAUGACAGUAAUGCCAGAGACUCCGAAUGCCAGCAAUGUUGAUACAAUCUUGCCAGAUGCAAGGCAGGAUGGGGGGCUUUCUUGGAGCGAGGAACGAGAGGUUACAGGCACUGCACACAAUGCAGUAGGUGACAUCCUGGCAUUUAGGGAGACAAUCAGGGAGGAGACAAGGGACGGGGCCAGGUAUGACUUCUCUUCAUCCACGCAAGGAGAGGAGGAGGAGCUCAUGAUGAACUAUGCAGCAAAGAAGGUGCCAACAGAAGAGCCAAUAUUUAGGCCACAGGAAAGCAAAGAAUGUAAUAAGCCCCUAAGGUAUGGAGAUAAAAUCCAGUAUGAGGAAUUCAGGCAAAACCAAAACAGGGAGAUGGUUGAGAAUGAAACAAAAAAGGCAACAAGACACACAGACGAGUUUGAGUCAAAGCAAAGGUAUGAGGGAAAUGUAGAGAAGAACAAAAACAUUUUAAUGGAAGUGAAUGAAGCUAGCUCAUCCAAUUACUGCAAGACGAAUGUAGUACGAAAUGAAGCAGGAGCUGUUAAGACACAAAACAAAGAAAUGGAGGAAGUAACUGAUAAAGAUAGUGAGCUCAUGCAAAUGUUUGAUGUGGUAAAACUGCAACAAGAAGAUAGACAAUCUUCGUUACUUAUCACAGAACAUGAGGCACAGUCAUGGUCUGUCCAAGUGGAUGAAAAUCUGCAUGUUGAAUCAACUGAAGAUUUGCCUGUCACAGAAAUAGAGCAACAUAGUGACCAGAAAUCUGAAGCAAUCCCAGAAGAAUUGAAUUGUGAUAGAAAAGUAAUAGAGCAAAAAGAACUAAGCCCUUCUGCAGGUGUAAGUCCCACUGUCGAUACACUGGAAGCUAUAGUUUGCCAAACUAGCCAUGAUACACAAAUAUCUUGUCACACUCAUAGACAUAAUCUUAACCACUUGGAGGUGGUCGAAUCAAGAUUGGUAGAUCCCCAGACAGAUUCAAAGACUCAAAAGCCAAAUUCAGGCAGAGACAAAAAUCCAGAAGUAAUGGCAAAGGAGAAUUGUGCACAGAAAGAAACUUCGGCAGAACUCCGACCUGAAACAUCAGAAGGAACAAAACAAGAUCUUAGUAAGGAAGAUGAGAGAGUCUGUGUUAGAAGGCUUGAAAUGGAGGCAGUGAGAGAGUUGAUAGGUAAUGCAGAGAGCCCUCAGGAGGAGAAUGAAAAUGCUUGGAAAGAACAAGGAUCAUCAGCAAAAGUUAAGACUCCUCCACAUGUUGAAUACAACAAAAUGGCAGAGGGAAUAAAAGAUCCUAUUACAGUUGGCAAUAGUGCCGCACUUGACGCAACACAGUCAGGAAUUGAACAAAUGUUCAUAGAAAGAUUUGGAGACAAUUUGGUUUGUAGCAUCUGGGAAGAGGUCUUUGCCCGAGAAUUACAAACUUCUGCUUGCCAUACAAAUACUGCUGAUGACUUGAGAAGCAGGGUUACAGAUGCGAUUGAAGAGUUCCAGAAAAACUUGAGCGACACCUAUGAUUCAGGUCCAUUUUCACUGACUGAAUUUUCAGCAGAUCCAGCUGUAAAACCCUGUCAAGGAUCAGAGUCAGUCUUAAUUACUGAAUGCAAUGAAUACUCUCUGAAAGACAGAAUUCAUCUGCUUACUAUGACAGAGCACACGGACAGUCCCUCUCAAUUGCAGACUGAUUUGGAUCUGAGACCUAUAGUUCAUAAUGAGGACCCGAUGUUUAAACCAGCCCAAUAUCUGAGCUCUCCAAAGGAGCAGGAGUACAGCUCACAAAUUAAAGCCAGAUCGAUUUCUCAUCAGAGGAAAGAUUUUGAAAUAGAAGGCUGCACGUUUGCUGACACAGAGAGUGCAAAUCAGUCUUCACACCUUUCCUACAAACACCAGAGCUCCUCUGAGAAAUUAAAAGAGUCUGAUGCCUUUUUUUGGUGGACUAUAUUAUACACAAUCAUCCACAUUACUAGAUUACUAAUCUGCAUACUCCUAGUUGGAGGGUUCUUCAUCAUGGUCUUCCUCUACGACUUCCCAGCCUUCUUUGCACUCUACAUCUUUUCAAUGUCUUGGUGGAUUUUUAAGUGGAAGAGACACCAGGUGAUGACAGACAAAAAGGCUACGGAAUAGAUUAAAUUUUGUGGAUUCUCAUGCACAAGACAAUAUGGAGAAAUCACAUUUUAAGAAUAAAUAACACCAAGUGCAAUAUGCUGAUUGUGCGUUUGUGUAAUUGCGGAUUUUUAUUUUGCCUUUUUUUUAUGCAAUCUUGUAACCCUAACGAUAACAACUUGGAUCAGGAACGCAAGUAGUUUGAACACUGAAGUCUUUCAUUUCCUUUGUUUUGUUUUGAGGUAUUCAACUACUGAACUUCAAAUGGAACUGCAGAUUUGUUGUAAUGCUACAAAAUACAUAGAUGUAUUUGUCCUAUGUGUGUUAACUUGCUGUGUUUUUGGGCCCAAUACUACUUCACAAUGUAUGAGACUGAACAAUGAAUAUUCAAU
Molecule: messenger RNA, 5113 nt
Organism: Gambusia affinis (western mosquitofish)
Lineage: Eukaryota; Metazoa; Chordata; Actinopteri; Cyprinodontiformes; Poeciliidae
Gene: ppp1r3aa
Product: protein phosphatase 1, regulatory subunit 3Aa
Exons: 4
Coding region: 750-4742 (1330 amino acids)
Biological process (GO): regulation of glycogen biosynthetic process
Cellular component (GO): protein phosphatase type 1 complex
Molecular function (GO): protein phosphatase 1 binding; glycogen binding
Source: RefSeq, a predicted model, not a curated record